CCAUGAUCAUUCCGCGAUCCACGCUCGCCGCGAGUGGUUGCUCUUUGCACCAAGCGUUUGUCUAUUUAAAGAGUAAGAAGAAGCAGAGCACGUCUCUCCCUCCGUUCUUUCGAUUCACCCAACUACGAAAUAAGCAUACAGAGCGAAUACAGCCGGAAACUAUGACGACAUUUGAAUUAAGAAAUUUGGACGAAUGUCUGGAAAAACAUUUGCCAGCCGAGGAGCUGAAAGAAGUCAAACGCAUACUCUACGGAGUUGAGAAAGACAACACUCUGAAGCUGCCAGAGAGCGCUUACAAGACCGCCGAGCAGAAUGGCUUCGAGAUCAAGGGCUACAGCUUUGAGGCUCGUCCCGAGGAGCUGCGUAAGCCGCGCCUGGUGCGCAUUGGCGCCAUACAGAACUCCAUAGCUCUGCCAACGACGGCGCCUAUCGAGAAGCAGCGCGAGGGCAUUUGGAGUAAAGUGAAGCUCAUGAUCAAGGCCGCAGCCGAGGCAGGCUGCAAUAUUGUGUGCACCCAGGAGGCGUGGACCAUGCCCUUUGCCUUCUGCACUCGCGAAAAGUUUCCCUGGUGCGAGUUCGCCGAGGAGGCCGAACAUGGCCCGACGACCAAAAUGAUGUCAGAGCUAGCCAAGGCCUACAACAUGGUCAUCAUACACUCCAUCUUGGAGCGAGACAUGGAGCACGGCGAGACCAUUUGGAAUACGGCUGUUGUCAUCUCGAACAGUGGCCGUUACAUGGGCAAACAUCGCAAGAAUCACAUACCGCGUGUGGGUGACUUCAAUGAGUCCACCUACUACUUCGAGGGCAACACCGGGCAUCCCGUUUUCGAGACAGAGUUCGGCAAGCUGGCGAUCAACAUUUGCUAUGGCCGGCAUCAUCCCCAGAAUUGGAUGAUGUUCGGUUUGAAUGGAGCUGAAAUUGUGUUCAAUCCGUCGGCUACGAUUGGACGCCUCUCGGAGCCCCUGUGGGGCAUAGAGGCAAGGAAUGCGGCUAUAGCGAACAGCUACUUCACAGUGGCCAUCAAUCGAGUGGGCACUGAGAAGUUUCCCAACGAGUACACCUCCGGGGAUGGCAAGGCAGCGCAUAAGGAAUUCGGACCCUUUUAUGGCUCUACUUAUGUGGCGGCACCAGAUGGCUCCAGAACUCCCAGCUUAUCCCGCUGUGAGGACGGUCUGCUGGUCACGGAGGUGGAUCUGAAUCUGUGUCGCCAGGUCAAGGACUUCUGGGGCUUCCGCAUGACCCAAAGGCUUCCACUCUAUGCCGAAUCCUUAAGCAAGGCAGCCGCACUAGAUUUCCAGCCACAAAUCGUGCGAGAGAAGUAGA
This is a messenger RNA of Drosophila navojoa, 1323 nucleotides long. It is a transcript of the gene pyd3, whose product is annotated as beta-ureidopropionase pyd3. NCBI's taxonomy places the organism in Eukaryota, Metazoa, Arthropoda, Insecta, Diptera, Drosophilidae. Gene Ontology annotation, molecular function: beta-ureidopropionase activity. The record is from RefSeq and is a predicted model, not a curated record.